Molecule: messenger RNA, 7136 nt
Organism: Acanthaster planci (crown-of-thorns starfish)
Lineage: Eukaryota; Metazoa; Echinodermata; Asteroidea; Valvatida; Acanthasteridae
Biological process (GO): positive regulation of kinase activity; multicellular organism development; cell surface receptor protein tyrosine kinase signaling pathway
Cellular component (GO): signaling receptor complex; plasma membrane
Molecular function (GO): protein binding; transmembrane receptor protein tyrosine kinase activity; ATP binding
Source: RefSeq, a predicted model, not a curated record
AUUACCCGAGUCAUCGCCAUGUGUAGAGCCCACCACAAUCGCCAGGGCCCUCCGUCAUGGGCCGUCUCGGGCCAGUUCCUCGAGAUUGUCCAUAUUGGCCCCUAAAGGUCUUUUAGGUCGGUCUGGACGAUGUCCAUCCACCUAGUGCGGAGUCUUCCUUGGGUCUCCUCCAGCCUGCAACGGUAGGGUCGAACGAGAGGAUGGCCUUUGUGGGAUGGUCUGGUGGGAGACGGAAUACAUGACCGAGCCAUCGGAGGCGGCGUUGGAUUGGCAGCUAGGAGGUUGGGGGUUGUCGUGUCCGCUCUCGCAGCUCGUCAUUCGUGACCCAGUGGUACCACUUGAUGUGUUCAAUGUUGCGGAGAGAUCUGCUGUCGAAGCCAUCAAUCCUUGAAGCUAAUGUCUUGUGCAGUGGCCAGGUCUCAGCUCCGUCUAAUAACUUAACGGAAAGAACAGAGGCACUGUAGAUCACAUGCUUUGUCUGGCGGAAGAUGGUGCGGUGUCGCCAGAGAGGCUUCCACAGACACUGCAUGACACCGCCGCCAGGCCCCGUCUCCGAUCAAUCUCAGGCCUAAGAUCCCCGUUGCUGGUAACAAUCGAGCCGAGGUACACGAAGAGGGGAAAAAUUCGACCCUGUCCACAUGAAGAGGGGGAAGAUCUGGUCCAUCGCCGAUGGGCAUCAGCUUGGUCUCAGGCCAGUUAUCCUUCAGACGGAGCUUGACUGUCUCAUGGUGUUACAAGGUGAGCUGAGCGCCUCUCUGAGUUGGUCCACGGAUGGGCAAAACAAGUUGGUGUCGUCUGUAUACUCGAGGUCGGCCAAGUGGUAGUUGCCGUAUGAUACGCCGGGGAUUACCUUGCAAACCUUCGUCAUCAGGUGUUCGAUGACGCAUUUGAAGAGGUCUGGAGCAGCUACACACCCCUGUCUGACCCGCUGUUGAUCUGUGUCGCGAUAGAGCCUUUGGAACAUACGGGUGAACUUUGGGGAUGCUCCAAUGAUAUCGAAGAUCUUUCACAGGGAUGCAUGAUCAACCGUGUCAAAUGCAGCCUUGAGACCUAUCAAGGCGAUGAACAGGUGAUGAUCUCCUCUGUACUCCCGACACUUCUCAAUGAUUAGGUGGAGAGCGGAGAUGUGGUCAAUGGUAGAUCUGUUGGGUCUACUUUUGUCUGGAACCUCCCUUAGAGACUGAUCCGCCACACGGUAGCUCUCUCCCAGAUCUCAGGAACGCACAAUCUCCCUCGCCACGACAAUUUUCGACCCAUGGGCACGAGACAGCCAAGUUAAUUUCUUUGGUGGUGGAAUCCCCCUCACGCUUGUUGAAUGGUAAAAAAACAUUCUUCCAUAAGGUACGGUACAGGCUGGUCAUCUAACGUCACAUUACAACCACAUUCGUGUCGGCUCUCGUGCCAAUUAUGAAGCGGUCUUUGAGUGGAUGGCAGGAUUGCCUGCCCAUCAUUUCUUAGCGUCUCGGUUUGCAUUCAAAUGUGUAAGGGGAAUCAUCUCUCCUUUCAGGAACACACAUAUUUCCAACAGUCUCAAGCAAAUUUAAUCGGCACUAGAAACUCGAUGGGGUGGGGCGAGAGCUCCAUUCGCUAAUACGCGUGCUGUACUAUUUUGUACUUCGAAAAGAACUACAUUGUAGCUAGCUAUCUUUGCUCCGUGCACCAAGAGCUAUCCCUCCCUAGUGAGAGAAGAGAGACCGAGUCGACUGUUCAAAAUAAGCAGCACGACAUCUUCCAAAAUACAUUAACCCAAAACGAGGGCCAGGUUGUCUUCGACCUUCUCACAGUCACAGGGUGGAUUCCUUUUUCUUCGCAAUUUCUUCCUUCCAAUGGUCCAGUUUAAAAGGAAGAACAGAUGAACCUCCGCGUGCAUUCAGGGUUUUAUUGUUUUAUCUCUGUAUAGUACUUGUCAAUUUGAAAAGUUAACAUUUUCGGCUGACAUGUCUCGAAAAAUGCGCAUUUCGCCAGAAUACUUUUUCUGAUUUUCGUAAGAUUGGAGUGAAAUAACAAAUCCCCUGAAGGUUCAUCAGAAAAAAAUACAUGGCAAUAACCAUUGCCGAAAAUGUGCAGCGGCACAGUUGGCUAACACUUUGGCUCUAUUAAGGUGACAAUAAAUUUACGUAUAUCCCCCAGGAUGUUAUGUCUGUUUUUCUACACCUUCUUCCUCUCUCUUUCAUGCACUUAGACCGUGAUUAUAUUUUCAGCUAUGCUUGGUGCCUUUGUUCACUGUGAAGGUCUAUCAAGCUUGUAAGCUAUGUGCUUACUGAUUGACGUGCAGACGUGCACUUAGCCAGGCUUAUCCUCAAUCACUAAGCCGUCAAGGCUUCAUUAUUUUCAAUAUCAAGCUCUCUUUAUCAUGCAGUAACUUCACAAUCUUCAAUUUUCCUUUGUUUUUUCUAGACUUUGGAGGAUAUGCAGUGCGAGUUGACUUGAAUCGGAACACACAAAAGCUGUCGAUAAAUAACUGUUCCUUAGCAGGAUUGACGAAAACGGAGAAGGAAUAUUACUUGUUCACCGGUCUCCAUUUUGGAUACACUUAUUUUUUCGGGGUUUCGACAGUCUGCAAUUCGACGAACAAACGAAAAUCCAAAGAGGUUUUUAAGACAAAGAAUUCACCCGAUUGCUACUUGGAAACUGGCGACAAAGAGUUCUGCGAAGGAAAAAGCGUCGAAUACCCGGGGUACCCUUGGAUUUUCAGUUGGACUGUGCAGCGCCUUCAGUGUCGGAUAUGGGUCAGUACACAGUGGUGUUAUCCUGGAGUCCUUCGUCUCAAGUGAGUGACAACAUUUCACUCUACGAGUUACGCUACAACACUACUUCCACAGAAUUACCCCUGAAGGUUUUCCAUGAUCAGGACAAAUUAUUUUAUACGAAGGAACUGGAAGACGUCAAGAGCUCCUCAAAUUAUACAGCAAUGGUGAGAGCAUAUACGGACGAUGGGAAGGGCGGAGCGUGGGCUGUGCUGGACUUCGAUACGCACAGUGCGCAGUUUGCUAGUAAUUCAACCCGAUCAGAAGAGUUAUGUGCUAAAUUGAAACCAUCCCCGGAUGUAACCACCUUUGCAAGUGCAACAACGGGACAACAGACAGCGCCCUCGUAUGUGGCCGUAAUUGUUGUGUCGUUCAUGGCAACUUUCGCCGUUGUGGGCGCCCUGAUACUCCGUUUCAUCAAGAGAAGAAAGGCAGUGGCGGAGUCCAAAGAGGCGAUAUUUGUUCGAUACCCCGAGGAAGGGGGAUCUAGAAAGGGAACCCCUGCAGGCAUGAAGUCAUCAUUCGAUGAGCUGCGGGAACCAGACGUUGAUUUCCAGUCGAGAGAGAUCGACCGCUCCCUUUUGACCAUCAACGAGAAACUCGGCAGUGGUCAGUUCGGUAUCGUGUAUAGCGGAAUACUAAACUCUGCAGACAGUUCAUUAAAGAAGUACGCACCCCGACCGGUAGCCGUGAAGAGCCUCAAAAUGAACGCAACACGGGAGGCUAGAGAGGAUUUCCUGGACGAAAUCAAGCUGAUCAUUGACAUUGGUCACCAUCCCAACAUCCUUGCCAUACUCGGCUGCUGCACGGUGGAUGAGCCCUACUAUCUCAUCACUGAGUACAUGAAAUACGGAGACCUCCUUGGCUUUCUGUGGAAGUGUAGAGAUGAGAAAUUUCAAGCUGAGGACCCGAUUUUCUGCAUCACUGAGACUGGGCAACUGCAGAUAGCCCGCCAAAUUGCGCGUGGCAUGGAGUACUUGUCCAACACUCGGUACUACCACGGUGACCUGGCCGCUCGUAAUGUGUUGGUCGGCGAAGGUUUGGUGGUUAAAAUCUCGGACUUUGGCAUGGCGGACGAUCUUUAUCAACGGGGCUACAAGAGACUUGGGCAGGAGAAAAAGCGGCCUCUGAAGUGGGUCAGUCUGGAAACCAACACGAAGGGAACCUGCUCCAUCAAAAGUGACGUUUGGUCCUUCGGCAUAGUUCUGUACGAGAUCUACACUCUAGGGGGCGUCCCGUACCCCGGGCUGGACGGCUUUGAGGUCGUUCGCAAACUCGAGGACGGUUACCGAAUGGAGCAACCAGACAACUGCCCGGACGAACUGUACAUCGUCAUGCUGGAGUGCUGGCAUGAGAACCCGGACCUUCGUCCAACCUUCACCACGCUCUACAACAAGUUGGACCGGAUGCUGAGCGAGCUGAGCUCCGAAUACUUCAUGGAGUUGGAUGUGGACGACCACCUCUCGCCGAGCACAGAGAUUACGAACUACGGCUACGAGGGCACGCGGGGCGACGGUGGGCAGUAUGAGGCGCUGAAAGCGUUCGGCUGGAGCCCUGUCCCUCGGGUGACUGUCGAGUGCGUGGACGCCGUUCAACAGGAGAAUACCACAGACACAUCCAAAUGUUAAGAUCUCUCUUCAAUUCGUUCAACUCAGAGAAUGAACGUUUCAAUCUACCUCCACUAUUUUCCAGGUAUCAUUUUGAUGAAGCAUCUAGGAGACUAAGCAUACCAUUCCCCACCGAGGCAAACAUUUUCCAACAAAUCUUUUCCGUUGGAGAUACGGCUUAAUCAUCGGUUUCCGAAAAGGGCAUAAAUGUGUUAUCUACGGCUGUAGGUAUUUCCUCAGUGUGCUUCUCCGCCCCCGCCCCCCCCCCAAAAAAACCCGGAAGUCGUAGCCAUCUGCGAAAUUUGUAACAGGGGAACUGCCAUCAAAGUUAAGGCUUUCGUUCAUAGACCUGCGACUGACUUGUACUGGCUACGGUUUGCCAGCUGCAAAAGGACAUGCAGCUGGGGGAAGCGGCCACUCCACUUCAAAUAUUCACAUGCAGCGCCAACGGCAGUCGUAUCACGCUACCGCGAUUGGAGAAACUCUUGAUCCAGAUGAGCAAAGGGUAUUUUAUACGAUAGCAAGUUAGUGCUGUAUUUAUACUCGCACAGCGCGGUCCAUUAAGCUGUACACGGUUUGUGUUUGGGACUUUCCGAUGUGAUAGAUCUUUUCGUAUUUUCUUGAGUCCACACUGUAAUUACUGUACAUAUUUAUCAAAUUGUCAAUUUAUCUAAAUGUCAUAAUAUGCGGAAUAAACUGCAACCAUAUUUUCAAUAGUUUGUAAGUUAUUUUAAAGAUAAGUUCAGUAUGUAUUCUUCGCGCAAACUUUUAUUUUUUUCUACCAAAAUCAAACAAAUUAUAUUUUUUCUCGAAGUUCAGUUAUCUGUUCAGUCUUGCUUGCUGCAAUUUCACAGGAAUAUGUCAAUUGCAAUUUCUUUGCACAUAUAUUUUCAAGAACAAAAUUGCUGUUAAAUUACAUCAAUAUGUACGAUGGAAUGCCUUGUAGCUGUAACAAGUAAUUAUCUGAUUGAAGUCAAUGACUGAAAAAAGUAAGAUGGUGUCUUAUGAUUGCUUUAAUUGCCAUGAAUUACUAUCACUGGUCUCAGGAUUUGUAAUUCAAACCGUAUUCACUGUUAAAAACAUGGCAACGAUUGUCGAUAAAAAAGGAAAUUACGUUGGGCGACGAGUAUCAGAGUGCGUACACUCAAAGGAAUUUAAAUAACCUUUUCAUUCCGAAUUCAACAGCCUAUUAUACAUUACUUUAAUAAACGGUGCCUGGAUUUUGGUAUAAUAUUUGUAACCUUCUUCGAAUACCGUAAGCUUGAUGUUGCCCCAAUGAAAGUUUAAUAUGUGCAAAAAAACUUUCAAGUGCUGAAUUUAGUGUAUACAUAAAGCACAUAUUUGUGCACUGCAUCUUGUUUUGCUCAAUUAUUAUAGUUUAAUAUUCGAUCAAAGACAUCUUUCUCCAUUGAAACUUGUCCACUGGACUCCCUUGGACCUACUAAAAUUAAUUCUUAUGUACACACAAAGUACUGCACUUGAUCUAUUUUUGACUUAUUUCUGAAACUCACUUCUGACAGUGUGAGUCUGAACUGCUUUUUAGACUUGUUGCUGGCCGUCAUUUAAUCAUUACAAUGAUCCAGGAUCAAAGACAACAUUUUCUAUUGAUGUGUAUAUUCCAUUUUCUCAGACGGCGAACGGUUUUUUUUUUCAAACAGACCCUCAGACGGUCUACAAAAUAUUUUUUUUAAGUUAGGAACUCUCAUCAAAUGAUCGCUUGAUUGCUUUUGUUAAAUUGUUGAGGAAAACGUGUCUAGCAAAUGGUAAUUGUUGUUCCUAAGUCUGUUUGCACUGUUCCAAAUUUCUGCUCAUUAUAUCGCAAAGAUGACAGCGCCAUGAUGCAUUGGAAAAUGUUGGGCGCCGAGCUUUCGACGAUGUCAAAAUGCUUGUUUUGCCAUUCAAAAUUACCCGUGACUUCUUUUUAAAGACUGUGUAUAUAAAACUGUUCUUCUUACAAGCCUAUCGCGUGGUGUGCUAUGCAUCAAUGGAAGACAAGCAAUUCCAAAGGGAUGAACAAAAGUGACUCCUAUAGCUAUUUGUAGCUAUAUUGUAUGUAACGGUUUAUCUUUAUUCAAAAGGAUUUGGAAGACAGGGAAAGAGGGUUUGGGCGGACGACCGACACACUGAUGCAUUAUGACCAAGUAGUACCAUGCCCCGAUGAAUUCAAAGAUUUUCUUGAUUGAGGAUUGAGCUGACCUUUUAAGACGAGAGACAUGUCUAGGAAAACUUUUUUGCGCAUUAUUAUUCAUGUGUAAUGGAGAAUGUAAAUAAUUUAAAGAGAUCAAAAACAAAUGUGGACACAUUAUAUAUCAUAAUGGACCUUAUUCCUGGGGAAGCCACGUUCAUUGAAUCUUUUUUUCAAUAGUUAACUAUGACAUGAGAUGGUAUCGGACUAUUCCAGAAUUCAUUUGGUUUCCAAACCUCUCAAUAGUUUCUCCCGAUUGGGUGUAAAACACUGAAGUAGUAUUAUCACAAAUAUGAAAAUAUUCAUCAGAGAAGACACAACUUUAACCGGAAAUUUAACUUCAUUCUUUCAUUGAUGCUUUCAAGUUAAAACUGAAGAGUGAACCUCACAUUCAAUUUCAAUAUGGCCGAAUCAAGAAUAAGGUCCAUUGGUCUGUGCUAUCGUACACUGGCUGAGUACGGACACAUAACUUCUUGUACACUCUGGUACUUGUAGUUAGUAUUCCUGUAGGCGGUUAACUUCACGAGUUUCACUGUUCACCUGAAGCGAUGGUAGAGUUGAUCGUUGUAAUAAACGGUAAUGAAAUAAUUCAUUGGA